AUGCCGAGAGAAAGUGCUGAGCAGCUCUUCACUAUGCUGCCCAUGAAGACUCAAGGUCAAGGUGUCAAUGCAACCUUGGUUGCAGCUCUUAACCUCAAGGUUGCAGGUAAACAUUCCUCCAUUAUACGAAUCUACAGAAUUCAAAAACCAUUGACUUACGGUUCGUGUCUUAAUGUCUUCAAAUGUCUCUUCCGAAAAUUGCCAAAUUUGGCCGACUCUUAG
This is a messenger RNA of Botrytis deweyae, 222 nucleotides long. RefSeq lists its product as uncharacterized. The record is from RefSeq and is a predicted model, not a curated record. The transcript has a single exon. Bases 1 to 222 code for a protein of 73 amino acids. Lineage: Eukaryota; Fungi; Ascomycota; Leotiomycetes; Helotiales; Sclerotiniaceae.